Molecule: messenger RNA, 7007 nt
Organism: Pocillopora meandrina
Lineage: Eukaryota; Metazoa; Cnidaria; Anthozoa; Scleractinia; Pocilloporidae
Source: the annotation of a GenBank genome assembly
AUUUAGAGCAGUUACAGUAAUGGGGAAAUUUAUGCCCUACUAUUUAUUAACCUACUGCUCUUAGCUUAUUAUUCAAGAAUCAAAUUAAGUGCGUCGGGAAUAAGUGUUUGAUUUGAAAAUGACCAGCAAUGCUGUGGAUAAUCGAUGCGAGAACUGUUUGGAAUUACAGCGCUCGCUAGUCAAGACUUUGGGCGAAAAACGAUCGUUGCUAUUAAGGUUACAGAAGGAACAAUCGAGAGUUAGAAAACUGUUGAGAGAAGCUGAAAAGGGAAAGAAAAGAGAUGGGGAGGUAUGAAGUCUCAUUCAUUUUUGCCAGAGAUAUGAUAUGGGAAGGCAGAAGUUUCAUUUAAUAUUUCUGACCGACGCACUGACGUGUUGGCAACUCGACAACAAUAUUAAUGGGCCAUUCCUCGAUCCUCGUACAUUUUUAUGGUGGAAAUAUUUGUUGUUUCGCUCCAUGAGUAUAUAAGAAUGGUUUUCAUGUUGGUUAACAAUUAUAUAUGUUAUUCAAAGUUGACCAUGUAGCGGGUUGACCAUGUAGCAGUUCAAGGUUUCAUGAGAAGCCGAAAACGCGAUAUGAAACUCAAAUUUUUGGACCUGCCUCAGAGCACAAGCUUAUGCUACUUAAGCACAGAAAUAUGAUAUUUUUGUGUUUUGUUUUACAGCAAGAUUCGAAACAACAAUGUAAAUGGCGAAAGUGAGGUUCAAAAGUUACGACGGUUGAAUCACAGACUUUGUUAAGAAAAAUCAUUAAGCCAAAUAAUGAAAUACUUCUCGAUUAUUCUUAGGAGCCGUCAAACUCAAGGGAUGCUUCUAGAUCUGUUUCAGGUGAAGGCGGUGGAGAAUGUCUGGAAUGGCAACUGAACGAGGUGAGAUAAAGAAAUUACUUUUCCUUCAACAAUUUUAGUCUAAUUUAUAUCUAGUCUAUAGGCUAACGAAAAUCAUUAGAAACUUUAAAUAUGUAGACCGAAUCGUGUUUGUGGAGGGCAGAACUUACUUCAGACUUUCAAAUAAGGAAAUUUUACUGGGUCCUAAUUGUCUUGAACAUUUUGCAGUUCAAAUGGACGAUUAAGUCAAACCUGAAGUACAAUCAUGAGAAUUUUUUAUUGUAAUGACAGCCAUGCAAUAUAUCUGAUAUUGCAAACCAGUAACACUAGAAUCAACUGUUACCAAAGUCAUAAUUAUGCUCUCCUCCAAACAUCACAUUGCCUUAUUCAGGACUUAAUGCAUUAUGGCUCAUGAAUUUGGAGUUGUCUGCAUGUCAGCCAAAACAAUUGUCACACACAACAAUUUCAUGAGAUAAUUCUCAAAAGCAAAAAUAACAAUUUUGCUGCACUGUUUAUUUGGAUAAAUUUGGCCUUUCUGCGAAUGUGCAGUAAGAUUCAGAACAUGGUGGUAUGCCGAUGACCCUCAAAGAGGUCCAGCAUGGUGAUGAGUUUGCAAGGAAAAUGCGUUACUCAAUUUUACUACUCUUUAUACUACUCUCUAUACCUGAAUGAAACAAAACUAAAAGAUUGAUUUAUAUAGGAUGUGGCAUGGUGCAUCCAUAGAGUUUUUAUUUUUAAUAGCCUCCUGAAGAAAUUUAAAUCUUAUUGAGGCAAAACUCAAAAUGCGAGAAUGAGAGAAAGAGUAAGAACUAAAAUCUCAAAUCACUUGUGACGUCACUUCAAGAUUCAGGUGUGGGCUGUGACAAUCGGAAGUGGGCGAUAUCAUCACUAUAUCCUACCCUAUGUAACCUCUUUUGUCUAUCAGACAGUUGUCCAUUUAGAAAAUGAAAAUUAAUGGGUUGUACAGUUUUUUUUUUCAUUUUCUGUCAGUGAGCUGAUCUGUAUGUAAAAUGAAAUAAACAGAUCGUGAAAAUGCAUCUAGUUAUGUGCCUUUUGAAAAGCAAAUAGUUGAAAUUAUCAAAUGUAAAAGAGCUGUCCAUGACUUAAAUUAAGUGCACAUGUAAUCAGAAUGGUUCUCAUUUGUGGAAUUGAUGGAAUGCUCGUUAUUUAUUUAGACAAUGAAGACUUGUAGAUAUGAUGGAGGUUCAGAUGUCUUGUGCCCAGUUAAUGUUAAGCUUUGUUAUUAUAUCAUUGCUCAAAGCAUUUUUAGCAUGCAUUAUGUGUCUCAUUAGUAUCUCUCAUGUUUUGAAUUUUUAGGAUCCAAUGCUAUAAAUAUACCCAGAAAAAAAAAUCAAAAUUUGCUCACAGCAGUGGUGGUAACUAUGAUCUUACAAAUUGAAUGGUCUACAAAAUUGUUAACAUUCUGAGUAUCCUGCUGUUUCAACCUAUAUUGAUAAAACACACUUACUCAUGUUUGAUUUAUACAGUAUUACACAGAACGCAGGUUCUUUGACUUAAACUAAGCUGAUUAACUAAAUUUUUCCUUAGGAAACCAAAGGAAAGUAGCUUUUAAACUCUGGAGUGAAUUAACCUUCAUGAAAUUUGCAAAUUGUGUUGUAUUAUGAUACUAGUUUAAUCAGAACAUGGAUAAAUAAAAAGCAGCUUGUGGUCAAUCCACUUGAGACAUCAAUAUGUGUUUUACACCAUAGCCAGAAUUUUGGAAUAGCUUGCUAUGUGACCACGUAGUUGUUCCUUUGCUUGUAAAUGUUAUUUGUUCUUAGUCCUACUGUAGUAAUUUUUCUCUUCUGUGUUUCAAUGAACUAAUUUUGUUUAUUGAAUAUUCUUCCCUACCCACAUUAAUCAAACAAUUCAUGAAAUGAUUUGAGCCUUAGAAGUUCCUUCCAAUAAAGAUUCUCUGCAUAUUUUACUGGCUCUGUAACCUUGUUUGCUAUUUUUUAACAAAUUAUAAUCAGUAAAACCACUGUGCCCAUCGAGCCAGAAAGGCUGAUUUCCUUUAUUGGUAAUGAACCACCUACUCAUCUUGUUUUGAAUUUCUUUUUAUAGAUUAUGCAAUGUUUGCAUAAUUUAUUUCCCUAGCAGGGUUCUAUAUUAAUAUACCAUCACCAGCUAUCAACUAUAACAAUUAAAUGCAAUGUCAGCCAAAUAUUGACUUGCCUAGGCUUGUUAUUAACUAUUUAUGCAUCUUGCAGUUCUAUUAUAAUUGUGUUAUGACAUUCUAUGUAACAUAAUUACCUCUAAUUAAAAUGAUUAUGCAGUAAUUUGCUCAGAUUUGAAAUUAACCACUUACAUAUUUUGGAAGGAUACUAUGAUGAUGUAAUAUGAUAUUUUUGAAACACAAUGGCUAUUAUAAGGGUAAUUCUACAAAGUCAGCAAACAUUUGACAAGCCCAAUCUUGUUUCAUUCAUUUAUAUAUUUGUUGCAUCCGAGAACACUUCUAUUCUAUGAGUAUCUCCAGUGGUAUGAAAAAGUACUUUGUGGUUUAGUAAAUAUUUCUUACCCGCUCCACGGCAGUGAAUUUGCAAUUUACGGUAAUUUCAUGUAUUUAAUGCUAUGAACAUAUUUUGUAUAAAUGUUCUGUUUCAAACUGACGUCUAUACUUUUAAAUGAAGGUUAUGGAAGUCAACAAGAAGUGGAAAGAAGACUACGAUGCUAUGAAGAUAAAAUAUCAGACAGAGAAUGAAAUGCUUCAAAAGGAACUGGAUUUGACCAAAGAAAAACUUGCAAAUUCAGAAACACAGGUCCUUGCUCUGGGAACUGAAGUUUCAAGGCUUGCUGCUACUUUAAAUGAACUGUAUCAAGGACAGAAACCUUCACCACAGUCACCAUUCCUAGAUCUGAAUGAUUUUGAAGUAUUUAAACAACAGGUUUGUGUUAUUUUCUCAGUGAAUACUUACUGUAUGACAAUGGUCAAAACUUGAUACUACUACUGUCAUUUAAGGAUAAUCAAUUGUAUGUUCAAGCUUAUUUAUAAAUGUUGUGGUUAAAAUUGUUCCUUGGUUUGAAACUUUUUGAAACCAGUAUAAAUUUUAUGUUAGUGUUUUCCAAUUAUUAUAUGAAUACUGCCAAAAAAAAAAAGGAAGGGAAAAGAAAAGAAAAGGGUAAAGAUAGGAAAGAAAAAUCUGAUUGGUGUGAAAAAUUUUAAAUCUUGAUCAAAUUUUAACCACGAGUGAUGGGUACUGUAACUUAUAAAAAAAGUAUUUUGAAUACAUGUUGCAACAUGUGUUGGGGUACCCAAAGGAGUAAGAUCUGUAUACUGAUAACCCAUUGAGAGCAACUUUUUUCUAACUGGACCUUUAUAGCCAGGUGGCAGUGUAGCCGAGUGGUUAGGGUGCCGGACUUGUAAUCUGGUAUUCCCUGGUUCAAACCCUCCACCCAGCUACUUACUGGAUUUGUUCUUGGUUGCACCAAGUUCAACUCCAAAGCUGUGCUUAGUAUAUGACCAAUAGAUCUGCCUCUAGCUAGUUAGAAUUUUUAAAUGCUAUGUUUCAUUACACGAUUUUUUAAAAUUUUUUAAAAUUUUUUUUAUUGACACUUAAAAUCCCCCUUGGAGGAGUGGUAAAUUAAUAUUAUUAUUUUAUUAUUAUUAUGUAUAUAUGCUUUUAAUUUUGUGAUUUCUUGGAGUGGUUGGCAGGUAUGCUCUCUCUACAUUUUAAUAUGCUGUUAUGUAGACUGGUAAAGAGAAUGAAGCAAAUCAUUUACCCCCAAAUUUCAUCUUAAAUCAAGACAGGGAUGCAUGAUGCUAAUUUUAUGGAAUAGGAUUGUUAUUUGUCAGAUCUGGGAGAUAUUAGGGUUAUAGAGUGUGUGUUGCAAGUAAAUUAUGAUGAAAAUGCAUGUGUAGUAAUAUACGUUGAAAUGUGGUUUGCUCAGAUACAAGCGUAUGAGGAAGAUUUCUCAAAUGAGAGGAGAGACAGAGAAAGAGCACAAGGUGAAAAAGAUAACCUUCAGCAGCAGCUUUUGGAUGCUCAAGACCUCAUUGCCACAUUGACACAAGAGGUGAGGAAAAUUUUAUCUGCAAGUCUAGUGGCUCAGUUAUAUUGAUGCUUAGUGCUCUUGGGGAGUGUAAAGCCACAGGGAACAUGAAGUGACAUCACUACUUCUCCACCCUAUUGGGAUGCAAGAUGAGUCUAUGAAGGGUAACCUCCACAAAUUUGUCAAGUUUUCCUUACAAAUUGCUAAUAUUAAUGAAGUCUACCCUGAUUCUAUCAGAGUUUUAGUGUCUUGCUCAGGGACACUAUGGACAUCUACAGACCAAAAUAGGACUUCUGAGUGUGGAGUUAAGCUUGCUAACCAGGAAGCAAAUGUGUUUCUCAAAGUUAUAACACAAAGUUGAAAAUCAUUGGUUUGAACAAAAUUGCCAAGAGAACCUUUGCUUAAAGAACAUUACAUAGGCAUGUAUAACCUGAGACACUUUCAAGGGCAAAUUGUAUACAUGUGCAUAAAUGAAAUAAUGAAUGAAUUCCUAAGAAUUGUUCAAUUUUGCCAAUCAUUUGUCUUUGUUGAUUCAUAAAGCUUGCAAUCUACAAAAGUCAGCUAAAUGAAUGCCGACAGGAAACAAGUGGACUACGUCGCCAUAGUUCAGAUCCUUCAUUGUUCAUGUCUAGCCCUCAGUUACAGAUUGUCUACCCUGCAAGUAGCUCAAUGUCACCCUCUCAGUGGCAGCGAAGACAGGAACAGCUAAAAAGGGUGAGCAACUUUCUGCUUAACAACUUUCUGAGUCUCAGACCAGAAAUCAUUCAAUCAUUUCCUCUUUUUUCCAUAAUUUAGACUAAAUUUUGUACAAAGCACAAACUGAAAUCUAGUUCUUUACUGUUUAAUGUAGAACAAAACAUUCUCUCAUCACUGUUUUUUUUUCUUACUGUAAGGGUAUUCUCACAAGAGGUGGAGGCCACCCUAGUUUGUUCUAUGGAGGAGAUGUAGAAGUGGACAAACACAGGACUUGAUUGACUCUCUUGGCUUUCUUACUGUUGCUGUAACAAGGAACUAGAACAAAGCAUCUAUAUUUAUUAUCAUUAGUAAUGUUACUGUUAUUAUCAAUUAUUAUAGUUGAUUCUCAUCAGUUAUCAUUUGUGUUCAGUAUCGUUUAUAUUCAUGUCAGAUGUGUUCCCUGUAAAAUACAGAAGGAUUAACUUUUUAAUGAUUUCACUAAAUUUGGGUUUCAUAUAUUUUCCUCCCAUUAGUGAUAAGUAAAAAAUAUAUAUAUAUAAAUUAGGCUUCUACAUAUGGUUUUGAUACAAUAUCAAAUGGUCAGGUACCAGUAAUAAUUACCAGGAAAAUAUGGAUCAAUGCCAGUAUCUGAUCAACUUCACACCUACCCCUCCCCUAACCCAACAACAAUCAACUGAUAACAAGUUAGGGUUCAUGUUAGGUUAGGGGAGGGGAAGGUGUGUAGUUGAUCAGAUACUGACCUUGACCAAAAAAUAAUAUGUUAAUGUGUGGAAGUAAAAUCAUAUUAUCAAAAUCAGCCAACAGAAGAACAGAUCCAAAAUUUGUGUUGUACUUCUUAAAGUGGUUGCCAAGAUUUUAGAUUAUGGGAGUAUUUUGUUUGAAUGAAGAGUUAAAUCAUUUGCAUUUCUCAUUUACGGCAGCCUUUCGUAUUUUAUAUUCCAAGUGACUUUAAGUUCUUUAUAAGUUAUUUAUUGAUAUACUGAUUAGUGAAUUACUCAGGAAAUGUAAACCUACAGCUGUAGAAAAUACCCCCAAACAACCUUUGUUUGUGAGUGGUAAUAAGGUUCAUUUAUAUUAUGGCACAUAGGCAUCUUAUAAGCUGAUGUAAAUAGUGUGCCAGACUAAUGUAUGCUAAAAUAUGUGAGGUUAAAAUUCAGUAUUAGUCAGAGUACUUUUCGAUUGAGUCUCGUAAACCUAAACCAAAGUAAUUGCAAGGACUGAUCAGGAGAAAGGAGAAUUCCUUUCAAUGUUAAACUGGUGUAACUGUGAAAAGUGAGGAAAGUGCCAGUGACCAAAUCACAGUUGAUUUCAGUUUUACAUCUUAUUGGUUGUAACAGUGGAGUGAGUUUUCUGGACCAAGCAAUCCAGGAUUACUUUCAACACUUAUUGAAAAUUUCUCUAAUAAUUUAGUUGUAAGGAUAAUUUUCAAAUCAUGAACAUGAUUAAAACUAGGAAUGAAUUAGAAAUUUCUCCUUAAGCAAAAAUUUAUGCUUA